Aptenodytes forsteri (emperor penguin) is the source of this 2488-nucleotide messenger RNA. It is a transcript of the gene SPAST, whose product is annotated as spastin. Lineage: Eukaryota; Metazoa; Chordata; Aves; Sphenisciformes; Spheniscidae. Gene Ontology annotation, cellular component: microtubule cytoskeleton. Bases 122 to 1432 code for a protein of 436 amino acids. The transcript is spliced from 16 exons. The record is from RefSeq and is a predicted model, not a curated record. Gene Ontology annotation, molecular function: ATP hydrolysis activity; ATP binding.
ACAAAAGGAACAAGCUGUUGAAUGGUAUAAGAAAGGAAUUGAAGAACUGGAAAAAGGAAUAGCUGUCUUAGUAAUUGGUCAAGGUGAUCAGUGUGAACGGGCUCGACGUCUGCAAUCUAAAAUGAUGACAAAUUUGGCAAUGGCCAAGGAUCGCUUGCAGCUUUUAGAGAAGCUGCAGGCAGUUUUGCAAAUUUCCAAGCCGCAAAUGGAGGUCUAUAAUGACAGUACUAACCUGGCAUGCCGCAAUGGACAUCUCCAGUCAGAAAGUGGAGCGGUUCCAAAAAAGAAGGAUCCCUUAACACACACGAGUAAUUCCCUUCCUCGUUCAAAAACUGUUGCAAAAACUGGAUCCACAGGCCUUUCAGGUCACCAUAGAACACCUAGCUACAGUGGGAUAUCAACAACUUCUGUGUCUAGACCAGCACCUAAUCCUGCAGCUUCAACUCAUAAGGCUGCUCCUAAAAAUAGCAGAACAAAUAAACCUUCUACUCCUACCACUGCUCCUCGAAAAAAGAAAGACCUGAAGAUAUUUAGAAAUGUGGACAGUAAUCUUGCUAAUCUUAUCCUGAAUGAAAUUGUUGAUAGUGGGCCAGCUGUCAAAUUUGAUGAUAUCGCAGGGCAGGAACUGGCUAAACAAGCUUUGCAAGAAAUUGUUAUCCUUCCUUCUCUUAGACCUGAGUUAUUUACAGGACUUAGAGCUCCCGCACGUGGUUUAUUGCUGUUCGGCCCACCAGGAAAUGGGAAGACAAUGCUGGCCAAAGCAGUUGCUGCAGAAUCAAAUGCUACUUUCUUUAAUAUAAGUGCAGCAAGCCUAACUUCAAAAUACGUGGGUGAAGGGGAGAAACUGGUGCGUGCUCUAUUUGCAGUAGCCAGAGAACUACAGCCUUCUAUAAUUUUUAUUGAUGAAGUUGAUAGCCUUUUGUGUGAAAGACGAGAAGGUGAACAUGAUGCUAGUAGGCGUCUAAAAACAGAAUUUUUAAUAGAAUUUGAUGGUGUGCAGUCUUCUGGAGAGGACAGAAUACUUGUGAUGGGAGCAACAAACAGGCCACAGGAGCUUGAUGAUGCUGUUCUAAGACGAUUCACCAAACGGGUAUAUGUGUCUUUACCAAAUGAGGAAACAAGAUUGAUUUUACUAAAAAAUCUUCUAAGCAAGCAAGGAAGUCCAUUGACCCAAAAAGAGUUGGCGCAACUAGCUAGAAUGACAGAUGGGUACUCUGGAAGUGAUUUAACCGCAUUAGCAAAGGAUGCAGCGCUGGGCCCUAUUCGAGAAUUAAAACCAGAACAGGUGAAGAACAUGUCUGCCAGUGAGAUGAGAAAUAUCAAACUAUCAGAUUUCACUGAGUCUUUGAAGAAGAUAAAGCGCAGUUUGAGCCCUCAGACCCUGGAAGCAUAUAUUCGCUGGAACAAGGACUUCGGAGAUACCACAGUGUGAAACACUACUUGAAGCGAAACAAAGUGCUGCCUAAGAAGCAAUUGGUACAGACGACUGGAAAGCAGCCAGAGUUUACAGGACUUUACAGAUCUUCAAGUAUCUGCAUUAAAACUUGAGAUUAAGAAAAAAUUACACAAUGUGAAAUGUGUUCAUCAAAGCCUCCUUGCCAUUUAGUGAGGAUUUACAGUCUGUAAGUAAGAGCACAACAGGACUUGAGAUAAGAUUCCUAGCAAUCCGAUUAUGGUUUGAACAAUAAUAUAUGUAUUUUAUUUCAGCUAGAAGGCUCUGAUGAUACUGAUCAUUGGAAAACCUUUUCCCUAUGUUGCGUGUGUGGUUUUUUGUUUUUAAUUUUGCCAUGACACUGAUGUCUGGCUUUCUUCCUUAUAACUACUAACUUACAAUUGGAGGUUUGUAAACCUUGGUUCAGUUUUUGACUUUUUUAUCCUUAAUGUGCCAAAUAAAACAAUUUCCCUAUGCAGAGAGGAAGAACAGCACUGGGAAAUUAUGAUUAUUAAAAUGUAAAAAGCAGCUGGUCUGUUAUUAUUAGUCUUUUUGUUUAGUUGUAAUGUGACUGUAUUGUUCACAGAACAGUUUUAAAGAAGACCUUUGAUAGCAGAACAGCAAAAAACCCCAACCCUAUAAAACCAAUUCAAACUGUCUUAAAAAAAAUAAUAAAUUACUAAAUAAAAAAAUAGACUAAGACAUUCAACUGGCAGUAGUAUUUUCUCUUACCACAUUUUGUAACACUUCCAUUGGUAGAAUGUUAGCUUACGCUUAUGGUGUACAACUUGAAGCCCAGUUGAUGUUUGAGAGAGUAGGUGAUGCUCAUUGUCAAGUUUCAGAAAUGAUGUGUUUCUACUCUGUGUUUUGGUCUGUUUAUGAUAAUUGAAAGUAAAAUUUCCAUUGUGAUAACUUUUUUUAAUCUACACAUGUAAGCAUUAAAAUAUGAGCCUACAUGUUUAACACAUGGCACACUAAUGUUUUAUAGCUUUCAUAUGUUUUGGUUUAUAUAGUAAAGUAUGAAACACUCAACUGAUCUGCUUUUUUAAAAAGAAA